Messenger RNA from Camponotus floridanus (Florida carpenter ant), 5294 nucleotides. RefSeq names its product organic cation transporter 1. The record is from RefSeq and is a predicted model, not a curated record. Gene Ontology annotation, molecular function: transmembrane transporter activity. Gene Ontology annotation, cellular component: membrane. The coding region runs from base 2702 to 4759 and encodes 685 amino acids. The transcript is spliced from 10 exons. NCBI's taxonomy places the organism in Eukaryota, Metazoa, Arthropoda, Insecta, Hymenoptera, Formicidae. Gene Ontology annotation, biological process: transmembrane transport.
AUCGAGCGAUCGGAUUCGCGGGGUGGCAGAGGGGGAAGCCGAGGGGGGGCCUCGAAAUGAUAGAUACGAGGCCGGGAUAACGCGCUGGACCCCUUGCAUCUACACACGAUAGCCUCAGUUUCAGUUCGGUCACUUGCUCCUUCUAGCAGUAGAUAGUGGUGCGCUUCUUUGCAUUCUAGAGGAAGAGGGUGAGAUAGAUUAGCGGAGAAAAAAAGACGAGUUGAGAAAAAGUGGAAAAGUUAGAGAGUGCAAUGAUACUUUAGAAAGGGAAAAAAGAGAAAGGAAAUCGAGAACGAAAGAAAGAAGGAGAGAAAAAGAGAAACGGAGAACGUAACAAGGGUAAGGAAGAGAGCAAUUACGAAGAAAUAGAUCGUAACAAUAAGUCGGAGGGGUGCAAGAUUACGAGAGGACGACGUUCCGGAUCAUUUCAUCGAAGAUAUCCACCGGAAAACUUCAAAUCUGUCCCUUUAUCUCGCGAAUAUCUUCCUGAUCUUCUUCGUCAUCCCUCGUCGGCGGUGCGCGCGAGGGGAUGACUCACGACGGUGGUCCAAGACGAGAAUUGUGAAACGCGUUAUUUUCAAUAAAUACACGCGUAAUAUAUACAUAUAUAGAUACGACAUAUCGUCAUGGCAGAACGGAGGUGACCGGAUGCCGGGCGGUGCAGUGAUUCGAUUGAUUCGCUCAAGAGUGUUCGUGGCUUCCACCGAACUUCCGAGUGCCGCGUUAAGUGAAUGUACGUGUACGUGCGUGCGUUUGUGUCUCUUGCUGCGUGCGUACGUGCGUGCUUGCGUGCUUGCGAACCAGCGUCAAUCGGGGCCUUAUACAGUGAUCCCUUAGGCACUCUUGUGUACGUGCGGCUUACGAAGGAAGAAAAGGCGGUGAGUUUAUCCGAAGUGGUCCAUCCAAGAGAGCAUCAUCGUCGUCAUCAUCGUCGUCAUCGUUCUCGUCAUCAGCCCCAUCUGCGCGCUGUCGCAUUUCAAUCAGCGUAGCACAGAGGAAAUGACAGCCGGACGCGCGCGCUUCAUUGAGCUUUCUUCGAUCCUUGCGAUAGGGAAUCGCAGGGAUUGAUCGAUAUCAGGAAAGAGAGAAGGAGAGAAAGAGAAGCGGCGAGGCGGACGAGCGUCCGGAGACUGCGGUAACGCGCUUGAUCGAGAAGCGACGACGGCGGUGACUCUCGAUCAGCCGAGAGAGGAGGAGGCGAGACCUCGACGAAGAUGAUGUUCGGUAGAAUUAGACGAGAGGAGGUCUUCUCCGGCAAUGGCUGAUCGUCGCGAUGCCCGCGGCCUAUGAGUCGCUCUAUCGCGCGGACGACGAAGACGACGACGACGACGACACCAUCAUCAUCAUCAUCAUCAUCAAGUCAAGAGCCGAUUCCGGGAUCUACGCUGAUCCCGUGAUCGCGAUCGUGACGUAGCGAGCGGACGAGGAACGCGGAGGAUGAAGGGACGGUCCCUCGUAAACGAGGAACCGCUGCGUUGUCGCGAGUGAGUCGCGAGCGGUGCCGAGAAGUGUCACAGUCGCAGCAGCCAAGCUGCAGCGAGAGCGGCGAAGCGCGUGUCGAGGGAGAAAGAGAUAACGGGAGAGUCAAGUGGACGCACGUCACUUCCGUAAACAAUCAUGAGGGUGAGUGAACGUCGACCUGCGUAGUGCCGUGAACGAACGAAUCGGAUUCUUCAGUGGAAGAAGUUUGCGUGAUCAGACGAACGAUUCGGGGGACUCGCGAAAUGCGAAGUUCAAUAUUUGACUUUGGGCUACCUGCGGUGAUUGUUCGAGAUAACGAUACUGUAAAGAUUGUCAAAUGUUUGACGAGAGGAUCAGCGAAGAUUAACUCGAUUCUUUCGAGAUAAUAGUGGUGGGGUGAAAGUGAAGAGUCGCGAGUGGAAAAAGACCGAUUGGGGCCAGACUGCGCGAUCAAGUGAGUUUACUCUUUUUCCUAUUUUUUUUUCUUUUUAUCCUCAAAUUUUCGCGAUUGAGACACGAUUCAUGUCCUCCGAAGCGUCAAGGAUCAAACUGAUCGAGCGCGAUACUCGGCGCUUUCGAUAAUCUCUCGAAGGGGAUUCGGUCGGCGCUGAUCAGACUCCAUAAAAUCGUACUCUCGAUACGACAUGCGACAUGAAAUGCGACCCGUUCGUUCCAGCCGGAUGGAAAUCGGCAUCUCGAUCCCGAUCAACCGCGAUUCGCUAAUACUCUUAAUGAUAUCGUGCGCGAUCCUGGAUCCCCGAACGACCAGAUUAGCGUUCUAAUACGUGUCCGAAUCGUGGAAAGCUCGUCGCUCUCGCAAAACAGGCCGAUUCGACACGCUCGGGGUUACAUCCGAUCCAGUGUCCAGGCGGCAGAGGGACGGCAGGAGGACGAGGAGGCGAAGGAGGAGGACGAGGACGAGAAGGUGGAAGAGAAGGAGGCGGGGGUGGAGGUGACGAGAAGAGAGCAGGCAGCGCCAAGGAGGAGGAAAGACUUCCUCGGCGCGCGGUCCAACGAAGACGGGCGGGAAACGUGCGUUUGUAAUUCGGCGUGGCUGCCUUCGAGGAUGAGCGACGGCGGUCAUGCCGUGUAAUUCGAAGGUGUACCACGCAUCGUGCACGAUCGUCGCCGUCGUCGUCAUCGCCACCGCCGCCGCCACCGCCGCCGCCGCUACCACCGUCGUCGUCGUGGUGAAGCUGAGAUUGAGACACGGCAGAGUCGCAGAGACACCGCCGGAAAGAUGAGCUCGAUCGACUUCGACGAGGUGCUGGUACACGUGGGAGAGAAGGGCCGAUACCAGAACAUCAUGUACUACUUGCUGUGCAUACCCGCCACCCUGCCGGCCGCCUUCUUGGCGUUCUCGCAAGUGUUCGUGAGUGCCUCGCCAGAACACUGGUGCAGGAUACCGGAGUUGGAGAACCUGACGGACCUGAUGUCGUUGGAGGAGAGGAAGGCGCUCUCGCUGCCCUACUCGGUCAAGUCUGACGGCAGAAGGAUUUACUCCAAGUGUCAAAUGUACGACGUGAAUUACACGGAGAUAAUCGAUUCGUGGCUGCAAUACGUCGACGAUCCGCAGAACGUCACUGACGGCACGUCGCUGCCGACCACGUCGUUUCGUCCGUCGACGAGCCGAUCGCCGCCGGUCAGCAACCCCGACUGGCCGAUCAGCAAGUGCCGGUACGGAUGGAACUACGACACCAGGGACUACGACAGCACCCUCGUGACCGAGCUAGAUCUGGUAUGUGACAACAGCUGGUGGCCUUCCACGUCGACGACUUUCUUCUACGUGGGAAGCCUCUUCGGCAACGUUGUGUUCGGUUGGAUCGCCGAUAAAUGGGGCAGAAGAACGGCUUUCUUCGCGAUUCUGUUUCUCGAGGUGAUAUUCUCCAUCGCCACGAGCUUCAGUCCGAAUUACGUGAUCUACACCGCGCUGAGGACUGUGAAUGGUCUCUUUUUUCCUGCCAUUUAUCAGAUACCUUUUAUACUUGCUCUCGAGCUGAUGGGACCAAGAUAUCGGACAUUUGCCGGAAUGGUAAUCUGUAUGUUCUUCGCUACGGCAAUGUCUCUUCUGGCGUUGCUGGGAUAUUUAUUAAGGCACUGGUACACCUUAUCGUUAGCCACAUCGGUGCCUUUCAUUCUUCUCUUCAGUUACUACUGGAUCAUCCCCGAGUCACCGCGGUGGCUUCUUAGUAAAAACAGAAUAGACGAGGCGGAAGUAAUAGUUCAGAAUAUGGCGAAAAUCAAUGGCAAAAAAGUGCCUAAGAAUUUCCUCAGGAAAAUGGAGAUAGAAAUAUUAAAGAGGCAAGGAAUAUCGUGUAAUGGUAAGAAUUCCAACGACGGCAAUAUCGACAUCGAGAGCGAGAACAGAUCACCGCCAACAUCCGCGACUCCCAUGGACCUGAUUACGAAUCCGAAUAUCAGGAAAAAAUUCUUUAUUCUCGCUUUCGAUUGGGUGGCGAAUGCGGUGGUGUACAACGGACUGUCUUACAACACGACCAAUCUAGGUGUCUCCGAUUAUUUGGCUUUCUUUAUUGGAGGUAUCGUAGAGAUUCCAUCGUACUUCAUUACGUGGUACGCAAUGGACAGAUUAGGCAGACGAUGGGUACUAUGCGUGACCAUGAUGCUGGGUGGUCUCGCUUGCGUGUCGUGUAUGUUCGUGCCCGAAGACGCGGUCUGGGUGACCGUAAGCCUGGCGAUGAUCGGGAAAUUCGGUAUCGCUGCGUCCUUCGCUGUCUUCUACGUCUUCGUCGGUGAGUUACUGCCGACCGUGCUAAGGUCUCAGGCGAUGGGUAUAGCUUCCUUCAUCGCCGGUAUCGGCCUCCUCACCUUUCCCUACAUCGUUCAUUUGGCGGUCUAUUCGAGAGUCUUACCCCUGAUCGUGAUGGGCUCGCUGAGCCUUGCCGGCGCCUUCACUUCCAUAUUCCUGCCGGAAACGCUCAACAUCCACCUGCCGCAGACGAUCGAGGAGGGUGAGCAAUUCGGGGCUGAUUUCAAGCUGUGGUCCUGCCCGACGAUACCAAAAAAAGGCAAGUCCGAAACCGUGCCAUUGAGGUAUCUGGUGAACGGUGGACCGGGUAGUCGCUCGUCUACCUCGAAGAUCGCGACACAGGAAGUCGCGACACAGGAAAUUGCGACUACAUCGGAGAGCGAGAAGCUAGCUGCCGUACUGCCUUCGAAAGAAGAAGAGGCGAGGAACUUAAACGUGUCCAAGGGAGAGGAGACGAACAUCGAGACAGUUGUCAGGUCGAAAACUUCUAGCGCGAUAGUGGAAGUGAACGUGUGCCGGAAGUCGCAAUGAGCCGAAAAAAAAGAGAAAAAAAAGAAAGAGAGAGAGAGAGAGACAAUGUUAUAAGUUGAUUCUCUUUACAAACAUUGUGUUAUAUAAUUAUCAGUAUAGACACACACGCACAUUGUAUUUAUUUUUCCAUUUAUUAUAAUGUACUUCCUUUGUAAAACCUGCCUGAGUUUGUCGACAACAGUGGCACGGCUCGAUCCUUGUUUCUUUUUCUAUGCUGCAAGAAAGUGUCCUAUCGUCGCGAUGUAUGCGUGUGCGUGAUUGAUAUGCGUAUGGGUUCAGGAUCAACGCCGUGAGAAUUUUAGAGCGUAAUGCCUAUACUUUUUUUAUGUUUUUGAUUAGACGUGGAUUUUGCAUUUUGUCCUUAUUAAACAAAUCUUGUUGUGAUUUCAAUUAGCUUAAAUAAAAUAUCUUAAUACCUAUAUCGAUGUGGGGAUUGUGAUGAGAUUUUCCGAGAAAAAUCUUGUCAGUCCAUGCAUGAUCUAUAUUUUACACGCAUUAUAGUUCAAAUGCUGAAAUAAAACACAUUUACAUCGUC